AGUCCCACUAUUUGUUCAUAAAUGAGUAGCCCAAGAGUUGAUGGUGGGCGGUUUUAACUACCUGCCUUCCACCGUACUUUCACUGCUAUAUUUGUGUUGGCUACCUGAAGAUGAGAUGGCUGCCACCAGGUAACUCUGUCUGAGAAUUAUCUUGGAUACUGGUGCAAAUGUAGUGUGGUUAAUACGUUAAAACACAUUAUUCUUGACUUCCACUCUUUAGUAUUACAUUAAAAUUGUUAAUGUAUUUUAUUAUAAGUCUUUGUUUUUCAUAAAUGUAUAUAAAAUCAGAAUUUUUUGUAGUACACUUCCAUCUCAAUGUGCCAUGACGUACCUUUUGGAAAACUGAUUUAUGAUUUUGUCAUCGUUAUUGGCAACUGGAAAUAAACGUGAUCAUUUCCUGUCUGUGAGCUGUACUUUGUUUCCCAAACAAAAGCAUUCUGAUGCAUAUUGAGACAUCUCGUAAGGUGUAGCAGCUUUAAAGUUAAUGUUCUAGGUCAGCCGAAUAUAUGUUGUUUGACAAAAACUGAAUACAAUGACUGAAGUUAGGCAGGCUCAAGAGAGAGACCAAGAAGAUUGGAACGUGUCAUGUAGUGAUGAAGAAAAAUAUUUUGGGAUCAAAGAAGAAAAUGUUUCCAACCAAAACUGGCAACCCAAAGCAGAAGACAUUGUCCGUUUAUACAACAUCUUAGAUAAACGAGGUAUUAUUGAACUAGAAUGGCAUUGUCCAGGUCGUCGCUCACCGAGUGUCCAUUCAAAUGAAUCAGAAAGCAUAGACAGAAGAAUGCCGGAAAUUGAAGACAGUAAACAGCUUGAGCCUAAUGAAUUUGAUUUUGAUGAUGAUGGGAAUGAGGUAACAACACCUAAAGUCACACCAAGGCACCGUUCUACACCAGGAAGUAGUGCUCAGAAAAGAGUAGCAAGACUUGAAAAAGUGAUGUUGGACAUCCGUCGUCACAGGAGGUUGGACGAGCUAGAAGGUCAAACUCCUAAGAAGGGAUCAAACAACAACUUCGGGAACAUUGCUAUAACAGAGACCGACUAAACAUGUGUAAACUAAGACCAGCUAACUGGAUUUCAACAAGAAAAUGAACUUAUCCCAAAACAUUAAAAGUAAUGCUAUUUGGAAGCCUAUGUAGUGUUGAAAUGAUUGAAAGAAGAAAGUAUACAACUUUGAAAAGUUGCUGUAGAUGUACAGUUGAUGUAAAAGCUCACAAGGUGACAAAAAAUCAUUCAAGUCAUCAUUUAGGCUACUCUCUAACACUUAAAAGAAUUAUCUCAUAAAUAACUUAAAGCUUUUGUUGUUUUUUUUACAUGGUUAUCCUUAAAAGCAGUUUCUUAUUCUGGAAUAGUACUGCAUUGAAUCACAUUGUAAUACGUCAACUUACGAAAAGUCAGUUGUCUGUUUUGUAAAUAAUACUCUCAGAUGUGUGUAGAGUUUUGUUACGUUCUGUGUCAUGGAUGGCUAACUUUUUUUAUGCUUGUGAGCCAGUUUCUUACCUAGACUGUAGUCUGGAGACUGAAACUAUAUGACUGCUUAAAGUACGCUCAGAAUAAUUGUGUGAUUUAUAUUUUAAUUCCUACUGUCUACUACAGAUCCUCAAUUAAUUCUGUGGUUUUGAAUAAAUAGCUGAGUUAAGUCCUCAGAACUGUCACAGGACUGGUUUGUUGGUCAUGGUUUCAUUUUCUGUUUUUGUUUUUGUUUUGACAGUUUAGCCAAACUAAAAUAUGAUUUUAAAAAACGGUCUGAAUCUGGUCUGCGGACUGCCAGUUGGCCAUCUAUGUUCUAGAUACUUAACUUCUGAAAUGUUAUUCCAACAUUUUAAGAACAGGUGAUAGAAGCUGUUAAAGUCACUUUCACUCUGAACAACCACAAAGGACUAUUUUCAACACAACGUGAAUGUAUCCUUUCAACAUUCAUAUGUAUAUCUAACAAACAACUGAACAACUGUAAAGUAAAAGCCUGAACCACAACAUAAGGUAAAUUGCUAGACAAGAAUAUAUUUCUUACCAAGAAGUAAAUCAGUAAGAGAUGAGAAUGUAGAUUUUGUGCUUCCAAAGAUUAUGUUUUAUUACUUGUAUUAAGUUAUUUUAUUAUUCCACUGCUCAGCACCACACAAAUGUGCAUUUUAUCCAAAUCCCUAAAACUUAAACACUUUGAAUCUUUGCUUCAGUGAAAAAAAAGGUCUAUGUCUUUAAACUAUUCUUUUUAAGUGCAUCAAAACUGUACACAGUACUCUUAAAGAGAUAAUUUUCUGUCUUAAAUCAAUUUAAAACAUAUAAUAACAAAUCCAAAAACUCUCAAAGAAUCUAAAGCUAUCAGAGAUGGUUUCACAUAAGGGAUAGUCUUCCAAUACAAUACAAUAUCUCACCUCCUCUCACAAAAUAGCUUCUCUCGACUCGCACUGCCCUCUAUCGUCACAAAUUCUCAACGUACGCCACUAGCCUUCUGCUUCUACAUAUCCACAUUCAGCAACUUUCCACCAAUAGGAGCGUGACACCCCUCCUAUCAUAACUAGUGCCCCUUUUUACAUCUGUACUCGUUAAUAACUUCUCAAUUGGCAGUAUUGCUGGUUUUUACUCACGGAUUUGUUGAUUUGUUAUAUUAUUGAUUUUUUUUUUAUUAUUAUCACUAUUUACCAAAAUCUUUGCGUUUUGGUAUUGUGAAUAGUUGCUUUUUUUUUCUUACUUUUUCAGGGGCCUCUUUGCUAGUGUAUAGUGGAUCCCACUCUGUGUGACAAGUGGUGCCUGAUCAGGUAUACCUUUUUUUUGUUGAAAAUCCACACUGUCUACCUUGUGACCAUGCCCGAUGUCAAUUUCACUGUAGCCCUUCCUACUGCGGACUUGAUGUACAAUUCCAGAUAUCACUGCUUUUCAAAAUAGGGUGUCACAGUCACCCAUUGUACUGUCUCUGGUGGUGCAGUCCAAUGCGUUCCUCCCCCCCUUCUUCUAGUGGAGUGCGGAAGUUCUUACCACUUGCCAGUUCCUAACCACUGGGGUGGUGGACCAUGAGGGCUUGUCCUCCUGAUGAGUCAUACCACUUCAGUUGAGAGUAUGGUGGCAUUCUGCAGGUGUCUCUGGCAUAUCGCACUUCCUAACACGGACCAAAUGUACAGAUCCAGAUGCUGCCAAGUUUUGAUUGUAACACAAUGCAGUAUUCCUGUCUAUAUAUACGACCAUGGCAUUCCUCCUUCCUACGAUCCUCUGGAUGUACAUUCUCCUAUUGGUGUAGAGCUAUUGCAUGAUUGUUUGCAUAUGGAUAUGCAGAAGUGGGAGGUGGAAGGCUAGUGGCAUGCGUUGAGAAUUUGCGCCGAUAGAGGGCAGUGCUAGUCGAAAACCUCUAUUUUGUGAGUGGAGGUAAGUUUCUAUGGGAAAUACAUUUUUCAGUGUAGGAAAAUGCUAACUUCAUUACAUCACUUUUUAACAUUGACCCAUAUGUUCUGUGUCUUGUCUACAACUAAAACUUAUCACGCCCUUCUAAGUUAUACAAACCAUUAUCAACAGUUUCAACUUAAUGUGUUCUUGUCUACAACUUAAAACUUAUCACGCCCUUCUAAGUUACAUAAACCAUUAUCAACAGUUUCAGCUUGUUCUUGUCUACAACUUAAAACUUAUCAUGACCUUAAGUUACAUAAACCAUUAUCAACAGUUUGAACUUAAUGUGUUCUUGUCUACAACUUAAAAACUUACCACAUCCUUCUAAGUUACAUAAACCAUUAUCAACAGUUUCAACUUAAUGUGUUCUUGUCUACAACUUAAAACUUAUCAUGACCUUAAGUUACAUAAACCAUUAUCAACAGUUUCAACUUAAUGUGUUCUUGUCUACAACUUAAAACUUACCACAUCCUUCUAAGUUACAUAAACCAUUAUCAACAGUUUCAACUUAAUGUGUUCUUGUCUACAACUUAAAACUUAUCACGACCUUAAGUUACACAAACCAUUAUCAACAGUUUCAACUUAAUGUGUUCUUGUCUACAACUUAAAACUUAUCACGACCUCCUAAGUUACACAAACCAUUAUCAACAGUUUCAACUUAAUGUGUUCUUGUCUACAACUUAAAACUUAUCACGACCUCCUAA
Molecule: messenger RNA, 4076 nt
Organism: Limulus polyphemus (Atlantic horseshoe crab)
Lineage: Eukaryota; Metazoa; Arthropoda; Merostomata; Xiphosura; Limulidae
Gene: Pa1
Product: PAXIP1-associated glutamate-rich protein 1-like
Exons: 4
Coding region: 533-1042 (169 amino acids)
Source: RefSeq, a predicted model, not a curated record